Molecule: messenger RNA, 1020 nt
Organism: Varanus komodoensis (Komodo dragon)
Lineage: Eukaryota; Metazoa; Chordata; Lepidosauria; Squamata; Varanidae
Product: retinol dehydrogenase 10-like
Exons: 5
Coding region: 1-1020 (339 amino acids)
Cellular component (GO): lipid droplet
Molecular function (GO): oxidoreductase activity, acting on the CH-OH group of donors, NAD or NADP as acceptor
Source: RefSeq, a predicted model, not a curated record
AUGGGUGUGCUUGUAGACUUUCUUAAACUCACAGCAAGAGUCUUUGGGUACAUCGUCCUUGCGGUGCUUCAGUGGGUAAAGAAGCCUGCAGGUAAAAGAGUCAGGAAUGAAGUCUGCUUGGUAACAGGCACGGCUAGCUCAACUGGUAUCGGGAAGCUUUUUGCCCUGGCAUUUGCCCGACAGGGGGCUACCCUCAUCUUGUGGGAUACAGACAGAGAGGGCAAUGAAAACACUGCAAAGGAAGUUCGCGCCCUAGGAGCCACGGCGUACACUUAUGUCUGUGAUGUGAGCCGGAGGGAAGCGGUGUACAGUGCUGCCGAACUGGUGAGAAAGGAUGCGGGUGAUGUUACGAUACUGGUCAACAGUGCUGGUGUUGCAGCUGUGAAGCCCAUCCUAGAGUGUCCCGAUGAGCAGCUGGAAAGAACCAUGAAGACCAAUUGCCAUGCUCACUUUUGGACUGUCAAGGCUUUCCUUCCACACAUGAUCGGGAGAGAUCAUGGGCACAUUGUGACAGUUGCGGGAUCAUUUGGGCUUUUUGCAACAGGCUGUCUGGAGGAUUACUGUGCCAGCAAGUUUGCUGUAGUUGGAUUCCAUGAAGCUCUUAGCCAUCAGCUGAAAGCCAAAAGAAUCAGUGGUGUGAAAACUACUCUUGUGUGUCCUUAUUUCAUUGAUGCGGGCAUGUUUCAUGGCUGCAGAAUCAGGCAAGAGCUGGAAACCUUACUUUUUCCAUUACGGCUAGGCCAUUUUGUGGAAGAAGCAAUGCAAGGUAUACUGCACAAUCAACACAUGAUCUGUGUCCCCAGAGUGAUAUACUUUGCAGCCAUUUUAAAAAACCUCCUUCCUUGGGAUGUUCAAGUCCUCAUUCAAAAAUUCUUGGGACUGGACACGUGUCUUCCACAAAAAGCAGCAAAGUUUAGCAGCAAAAAGAUGAAAAUAUUAUCUUUCUACAGAAAUGUCUGGAGCAAAAUGUUUAUUUCAACAGAUACAACCAAGUCUGCAGCACUCAACAUGCAAAAUUAA